Molecule: messenger RNA, 3077 nt
Organism: Actinia tenebrosa (Australian red waratah sea anemone)
Lineage: Eukaryota; Metazoa; Cnidaria; Anthozoa; Actiniaria; Actiniidae
Product: nematocyst expressed protein 6
Biological process (GO): proteolysis
Molecular function (GO): metalloendopeptidase activity; zinc ion binding
Source: RefSeq, a predicted model, not a curated record
GUUUCUAUUCAGUUCCUAUCGUUCAGUCUAGUGAGUCUGUUAGUGAUCGGCGACGUUAUGAUACUGCUACUGAUUGCUUUCGGUCAACACUUGACAUUACAAGCCUCUAAACUCUGUGUUGAGUUUAGCAGGAUGCUAGUCGAUUUGUUUGUGAUCAAUCACAGAAAUGUCCAUUAAAUAUCUGACUUACAUUAUGCUAAUUAUGGAUGCCUAGAGGAGGAUCUGUCUUAUUUUGUGUUUAGGAGCUAGGAGUGUGGAAUCGCUUGGUUGUGGUGUCUAUUCAUGGCAAUUAACGAUGCUUAGUAGUAAUGGAGUAGCGAUGGAUUUUCAAGAUAUCGUGCAAGUCUUACGGUCUGAGCUGAUUCCAAAGCUGCAUGCUCUAUGUGACUACAAAACAAGGCUAAAAGAAUUUAGCUUCAAUAUCUUUCAAGUAUCUUGAAGCAAAUGUUGCCAUGGAACAGAGUAGUUUGAUGGAUAGCAGAUAAUCUGAUAGCGAAGUAUCAAUGAAUAAGAAGAUGACAUGACUCCCUACUCGGAUGAAACAUCAGAUAAAACUAGCUCACCUCGUAGCUACCGACGUCGAUUAGUUUAGUAUGUGGCUCGAUGUAUGGUCACUUACCACCAAAUUAUCUCAACUUUACGUCUAUGCUGCGCCAGUUGUGAUAGAGGAUACAAAAAAGAGUAGCAAAAAGAAGGCUCGUAUACCAAGGACGGUCUUGGCUCUUCCACGACAAAGACAAACCUCUCGACCAAAAGAACCUUGGGAAAUCAACCAAAAGAUCCUUGGUCUUCAAGGCAGGUUAUUUGAUGGCAACCCCUUCUUUCAAGGAGACAUCAUACUCGACCACAGAACAAGAAACGUCGUACAAGGAGGUUUCUCGCGUCGAAGAAGAGCCGUCAAGCGAUUGUCAAAAUAUCGUUGGCCCCGAGGAAUCAUCCCUUACGUCAUAAGCAAGGGUAUCGCACCAAAAACCAGAAGAGAAAUCAAGAAAGGAAUACGACACUGGAGAAGAAAAACUUGCCUUCAUUUUCGUCACAAAAGAACGAAUGAUACAGACUAUAUCAAGUUCGUUAAUGAGCCAGGAUGUUGGUCUUACGUUGGACGGGCAGGCGGUGAGCAGAAGAUAUCAAUAGGAGCAGGAUGUGAGUUUGUGGGUACUGUUAUCCAUGAAAUCGGACAUGCUGUAGGGUUUUGGCACGAACAAAGCCGAAGAGAUCGUGACGACUACAUCAAGAUCGUAAAAGAUAAUAUUGAGCCUAGUGCCGAGGCGCAGUUCAAAAAACUACCAAACAGGCUAAUGGAUUCCAUGGGCUAUGCUUACGACUUCGAAUCCAUUAUGCAUUAUGGACCCAAGUUCUACAGCAAGAAUGGCAAAGCAACCAUUAAAAUAAGGAAAGUUGGAAGAAGAAUAGGAGCAAGAAUUGGUCAAAGGAAAGGUCUUUCCUGGAUUGAUAUAGCACAAGUACACGCCAUGUACAAAUGUAAUGUCAUCCCUUCCCAUGAAUCAGUGACAUGUUUUAAUAGUUCAACUGGCAACGGACGAGACUAUCGGGGUAAACUGAACUACACCGUGAAAGGAGUGAUGUGCCAGCCAUGGUCACAGCAAUGGCCACACCAGCACAAUGAAAUGAACGAUCCAAUCAGGGCAGCCAAUGAUGGUCUUGGUGACCACAGCUACUGCCGCAAUCCACGAGGGAGGAAGAGUCGUCCAUGGUGUUAUACUACACUUAAACGAACAGUAUGGCAGUACUGUGAUAUCAAAAUUUGUCGGAGUGCUAAAUCAAAACGAGGAACGUAAAGCAAGUAAAGUACAGGAAGAACGGAAAAAGAGCUGGUUGCAAAAAAAGGAAGCCAGAGGAAGAAGAGCCAUAAUACAAUGCGUCUUGAAGCCAUUUGGUUAAGCCUUAUCAAUGAUCAGAUAAUUCUUAUAGUUUACUGGUCAAUAAGCAAAUGUUUUUCUGCCAGUCAAACAACGCCUACAAAUUUUGUUCAUCCAGUAUGGACCCCCAUUAUCCUUCCAGGUCACAGGCUUGGUUUAACAGACAAAACAUAUCUAAAACCUUCACCUAAAGGAGAUAUCUUUUGUUAUUACUGCUAUACGACCACUGACAAGGAUAAAAAGUGACAGUGAUAUAAACACUAUAUGGCAAAUAUAAUACCUAAUAUAUAAAUAUUAUUAAGUCAAUGUACAAUAUUUUGUCCCAUUGACUUACGCCUCAAUCAAUACAUGGUUGGUGUAUAUGCUAUUUGUUAUUUUCAAAGAAAGUUAAUUAAUGUCUAACAAAUCUGCUGUCAAUCAAGCAAGCGUAGCAUAUAUACUGCCAUAUUUAAUAAUUUUAAUAAAGGUCUGUCAGCAAUGGAAAGAACCUUUUAACAGGCUGAUAUGUUAUCCAUUACAAAACGCGUAAAAUUGAGAAAAGCGAGUGCCUGGUCCAAGAUAGGAAUACAUAAUGUAAGCUAUGCUACGUUUCUUAGGACGAUGGUAGUAGAUGGUAGAUAUUAUAGGUUUGUUAGUAAUUUGUUAUAGAGAGCAUUACAAGUUAUUAUUUAAAUUGAUAUAGUACUCGACAUAUAGGAAGAAUGCUCCAAGCCUCGACACUAGGCAAAUCAACUUUAUGCUAAUUUAUGUUAAUUUAUUCAAUAGAAUCGAGUCGUCGAUUUGUUCUAAUAUUAGAGUGUCAAAAGAAAUAACGGAAUACUUGACAUGAACUACUUAUUGUAUUAUAUAAAAACGGCAGCUUUCAGGGUUUGCACGUUACCAUAGUUACGGGAAUAUCAAACACUGAGCUUUCAGUAACUGCCAAAUAUGGUGUUGUUACCAAAUAUGGUGUUGUAUUUGAUUUUUAUAGCCGAUGAUCAUUUCCAGGAAAAGCAGAACGAAAAAUGAAUGGAUUAGUUGUACAAAUGUAAAAGAAAUAUAUUUAUAUAAAUAAAGUAAUACGAAUCUAAUAUGGAACAAUAUUUACAUAAAAACGCAAUAUAUGGUAAAAUUGAAUGAGCCAACACAGUCGUGUAACCAUCAUGCCUUGCAAUGAGACUCGUCACGUGAUAAUAAAAUAUAUGUACCUCUGUACUA